UAUUUUAUUUUAUUAUUUUUUUUUUUCCCGCAAAAUGAUUCUGUGCAAAUGGUGAAAAAGGUGCAUGCUUUUUACUCACAGGAGGGCUAAGUACCGAUUGAAAAAAAAAGGUCCUCUCAGCUGUGUUGGGAGGGCGCCAGGGUAAGCGCUUCAGUUUUAUUCCGUUAAUGGCUGGCUUUGUAAAUUAGCUCCGCUCCUUGGCGUCAUUUCUUGGCUCCGUUUCUCGGAAUCCAUUCCCCCCUGCGGCUUACAUGCACACAAGUACGAAUACACUUACGCGCCAGUGGAAUGUCUAGACAAGCCUGGAACAAAAAUGGAUCAACAGCAUUGUGUAGAGUGUGGCCAUUUUAUGAAGGAAAAAAAAAAGGAUGGAAGGAGUCCCCAUUUGGAAAAACUCCCCAUCGAUAUUAACGGUGAAAAGUUCUGCCAGGAUUUUAAGAGUUACUUGAGGAAUGUGAACCAAGCAUUUAUGCACUCGCGCCAUGAAGUGUUUUCCGCUUGCAACUGGAGCAAUUUGGAAAGGGUCCUAGCCGAUUAUGGGUCCAGCGAUGUUGUAAAAGAGUUCAGUGCGAGAUUGGCUUGUGCGCGCAGUUUUAGGCUGGAGUUGACAGAGAGUUAUAAGAUGCACAAGGAGGAUCAGUACAUGGAAAGCACUUUGGAGCGGGAGAGCCACAUUAGACACCGCAACUUAAAACAGAGGCGCUACGAGCAGAUGGAGAAGCAGAUGCUCGCACGGAACCAGAGGGAGUACAGGGACUUCGAAAGGAAAGAGCUGCAAAAGGAGCGCGAUGAGGGGAAACAAAAAAUGCAAGGCGUGGUGAAGAGCAUCAUCCACGCCGCGUUCAAGGUGGCACAAAUGGGAACCACCUACGGCGAUUCCUAUUUUUACGACACGUUGUUCUCCUUGGAGAAGUCUUUUUUUAUGAAGAAAAUAAAAAAUAUGAGUGAGCUUGCCCAAAACAACACCCGCAUGAAUGAGCUAACUGUGGCGAGCAGGCCGAUGGGCGUGUGUGAGAAAGGGGAGAAAAAAGGGGAAAAAAAAGAGCAAAAAAUAGGAGAGAAAAAGGAGCAAAAAAUAGGAGAGAAAAAAGGAGAAAAAGGGCAAAAAAUGGAGGGGAAAACAACCGGAAGCAGGUCUACGGGACCGCUCCUUCGGGGCUUGCCUAACCACCUGAAUUUUCUGAGAUGCCAAGGGAUCGUGGACAAAAUUUUUCGUCUGGAUUUGCGAAACGUCUCAGGUUCGCACAGGGUGACACCAACAUGCACACACGCGUAG
Molecule: messenger RNA, 1276 nt
Organism: Plasmodium cynomolgi strain B
Lineage: Eukaryota; Apicomplexa; Aconoidasida; Haemosporida; Plasmodiidae
Exons: 6
Coding region: 314-1276 (320 amino acids)
Source: RefSeq, a predicted model, not a curated record